Messenger RNA from Phragmites australis (common reed), 1717 nucleotides. RefSeq lists its product as uncharacterized. NCBI's taxonomy places the organism in Eukaryota, Viridiplantae, Streptophyta, Magnoliopsida, Poales, Poaceae. The coding region runs from base 120 to 1400 and encodes 426 amino acids. The record is from RefSeq and is a predicted model, not a curated record. Gene Ontology annotation, molecular function: syntaxin binding. The transcript is spliced from 11 exons.
CUCCGAAGCAUUCCUGUCCCCAGUCCCCAGAACGCCGAAACGUCCCAAAGCAAUCGGGAAUUCGAAAAAAAAGAAAACAAAAGCGGAGAAGGCGAAUACGGCGCAGCAGCACACGCGCAAUGGAAGGCUCGCCGGCGACGCGCCUCCCGGAGGCGGACUCCCUCCCCGACGGCUUCGUCGAGAGCUCCGCCGCCGACCAGGCCCCUCCUCCCUCCCCCGCGCCCAUCGCUGAUGAUCCACCGCAUACCGCUCUCGACUCCGAUCUCCACCCCGCCAUCCUUCCCGGCGGCGGGGAAACCCUAGGCGCACUCUCUCUCCCCGCCGCCGUCGGAGAGGCCCUAGAUGCCUCCUCGGCCGCCGAUGCCCUGCAGAGCGUCGCUUUGGACGCCGCCGCGGAGCCGGAGCGGGCUCUCGGGCGGCACGGACUAGCCAGCGACAGCCAAGAUGCUAAAGAGUCCUUGAAGGAGAUCAUUGCCACAGAGCCAGCGGAAUCUACAACUGAUCAAAAGGAGGGUGGUGAGCCAAAACGCAAGGUUGUGAAGCGCAGUAAACUAGAGAAGGACAGAGAGCUGUUGGAGCUUGCCCAGCGAUACCACAAAGUGGUGGCAGAGAGGGAUGCUGCCCUUGCAGUCAAAGAAAAACUGGAAUCUCUUUGUAGGGAGUUUCAACGUCAAAACAAAAUGCUAAAGGAAGAGUGCCGGAGGGUGUCGACAGAGGGGCAGAACAUGCGUAUGGAACUGUCUGACAAAUUCAAUAAUGCUAUAAAGGAUGUGAGCAUCAAGCUUGAGGAGCAGAAAAAUGAAUGCAUUGCUCAGCUAGAAGAGAACAAUUUGUUGAGAAGUAAACUCAAAGGCCUUGCUGAUCAAUAUAAUAUUACUCAGCAGACAUAUGCUCACCAGUUGAAAGAGAAGAUGCUGGAACUUGAGCUUGCUGAUCUGAAAAUUCAACAACAUCAAGAGAAGGCUGCUCAGGAACAUACCCAAAUGCAGUUAUAUGCUGAGCAAGUUUCUCAACUUAUCACUACUGAGAAGAACCUGCGGUUGCAACUAGCUUCUGAUGGAGAAAGAUUUCAGCAGUUUCAGGAUACCCUGUCAAAAAGCAAUGAAGUCUUUGAAACUUACAAGCAGGAGAUGGAAAAGAUGGUGAAGAUGAUAAAGAAUCUGAAGAAGGACAACGAAUUUUUGAAGGGAAAAUGUGAGAACUCAGAUAUUGCUCUCGUGAAGCUCAUUGAAGAGCGUGAGCUAACGAAGAAGCAAAUAGAGAAGUUGAAAAAUCAAAAGGAGAAGCUUGAAUCCCUGUGUCGAUCACUACAGGCAGAAAGGAAACAAGCCCCCCCUGGUAGUAUUCCUGAUGCCACUUCUAACCAAGCAGAUCUGGCAAUGGCAAGUCAAGGAUCAUAGUGCUUAUGUGCUUCAUGGUGUGCAUGCAAAUAUAGCAUUGGUGGCCACCUACAAGUUGCCGAGAUUUCUGAAGCCUGAGAAACUUUUAUCCUCUUUUGCAUGUGAUUUGUGAGAGUUCAGGACACGUUUAUCACACACCCAACUAUUGCCCUACGUGCCUUGCUGUUCGGGAGUACGGAGAGCUUGAUACUUGUCCAUCUCUAGCGUUUUGAGAUUGUAGCCAGAGGUGCAUUCCUCCACAGCAUGUCAGCAUGCUAGUGACUUAUUACUACAGGCAUAUCAACCUCAACUGAAUAUAACUUUGCGGGUGUUUAUCA